Messenger RNA from Nicotiana tabacum (common tobacco), 1113 nucleotides. The record is from RefSeq and is a predicted model, not a curated record. Lineage: Eukaryota; Viridiplantae; Streptophyta; Magnoliopsida; Solanales; Solanaceae.
AUGGUUGAAGCCCAACCAAUAACUGAAGAGGUGCUUGAAACAUUUGAUUCUAUUCAAGUAGAAGGACAAAGUAUUAUAGAGAUUGGCAACGAACAAGCUUUGGGUAUUCAAGUCUUACAGAGUGCACCGAUAGUAAAGAUUGAGAAAAAUCAUGACUGCUCUGUUAACACUAUGAAAGUUGAUCAAAGGCAUGCAACUUCAAAGUUGAUUAGUGUUUAUAUUAUCGACAAUCUUCGAGACUUAAGGUUUGAAGUUACACCAGCUUUUGUCAUGGCAGAAAUGCAAAAAUUGCAUGGAUUAGACAUUGGGUAUCACAAGGCGUGGCGUGCUAUUCAACGUGUUUCUGCUUUAAUAAGAGGAACUCCUGAAGAGAAUUAUGAAUUAUUGUCUUCAUACUUGUAUAUGAUGAGAAGUAAAAACCCGGGAACAUAUACUGACAUAAUGAUAGACGACAACAACAGGUUUCUUUAUAUGUUUUAUGCAUAUGGAUCAUUAAUAUCUGGUUGGAAUCAUUGUAGACCAGUGAUUGCUGUUGAUGCAACUUUUUUGAAGUCAAAAGUUUGUGGUGUUUUAAUGAUUUCAGUUUCAAAGGAUGCAAAUAACCAAACUUUCCCACUAGUUUUUGGAAUAGCAAAAUCUGAAAAUAACAAUUCCUAUGAGUGGUACUUUAGUGAGCUUCGCAAUGCAAUUGAGAGUCGUGAGAAUUUAAUUUUUUUAUCAGACAGGCAUCAAUCUAUUGCAUAUUCCAUUGCAAAGGUAUAUCCUGAAAGCCACCAUUGGAUCUGUAUCUAUCAUUUGGAGCAAAACCUAAAGCGAAGGAAAGUGAAAAAUGAGGUCAUAAAACUUUUUCAAAGUGGUGCAAGAGUAUACAGGCGCAAAGAAUUUGAUCUUUACAUGUCAGAUAUAACAAAAGUAGAUAAGAAGACUUAUGACUACUUGAUGGAAGAACCACCGGAAAGGUGGGCACGUUCUUGUAGUCCACGACGAAGAUACGACAUGCUCACAACAAACAUAGUUGAGCCAAUGAAUUAUGUCCUAUUAGAAGCAAGGGAGUUUCCUAUAUUAAGAAUGAUGGAUUUUGAUUUAAGUGAAGCUACAACGUUGGUUUUAUGA